Molecule: messenger RNA, 5300 nt
Organism: Castor canadensis (American beaver)
Lineage: Eukaryota; Metazoa; Chordata; Mammalia; Rodentia; Castoridae
Gene: Atp13a2
Product: ATPase cation transporting 13A2
Biological process (GO): intracellular calcium ion homeostasis; autophagosome-lysosome fusion; polyamine transmembrane transport
Cellular component (GO): late endosome membrane
Molecular function (GO): ATPase-coupled monoatomic cation transmembrane transporter activity; P-type ion transporter activity; polyamine transmembrane transporter activity
Source: RefSeq, a predicted model, not a curated record
GCACCUUCAGCUCGCUGCCUCUGCCGCGUUGUGCAGGUGCCUGGCUAGCCCUCCCGCGCCCUCCUGCGCCUUCCGCGUCCCCGCCCGCGCCUCGCGCCCUCCGCGUUCCGGACCGCGCCCCCCGGGGUCUCGCGCACGCGGAGCCCAGGCCGCGGGCCGCAGAGCCGGGCCGGCGAUGAGCGCGAGGAGCCGACAUGAGCGCAGACAGCAGCCCGCUCGUGGGCAGCCCGCCCAGCAGCUAUGGGACCCUGACGAUAGAGACAUCAAUCGAUCCCCUCAGCUCCUCAGUUUCAUCCGUGAGGCUCAGCGGCUACUGUGGCAGUCCAUGGAGGGGCAUCGGCUAUCACGCCGUGGUCUGGAUGCUGGCCGGGAUCCCUUGGCUGCUGUUCCGCUGGAAGCCCUUGUGGGCCGUGCGCCUGAGGCUCCGGCCAUGCAGCCUGGCGCACGCAGAAACACUCGUCAUCGAAACAAGAGACAAAGAGGAUAGCUCCUGGCAGCUCUUCACUGUGCAGGUGCAGACUGAGGCCAUCAGUGAGGGCAGCUUGGAGCUGCCCCAUCAAGCUCAGACAGAGGAUGGCCGGAGCCAGGUGGCUAUUGGGACAGUACCAGAGGGCACAUGGAAGGACACUGCCCAGCUCCAUGGGCAAGAGGAGGCAAAGCGGGUGCUGCGGUACUACCUCUUCCAGGGCCAGCGCUACGUGUGGAUUGACAGUCAGCAAGCCUUCUGCCAAGUCAGCCUGCUGGAUCACGGCCGCAGCUGUGAUGACAUCCACGGUUCCCGCUCUGGCCUCAGCCUCCAGGACCAAACCGUGAGGAAGACCAUUUACGGCCCCAACGUGAUCAGCAUACCAGUCAAGUCCUACCCACAGCUCCUGGUGGAUGAGGCACUGAACCCCUACUAUGGGUUCCAGGCUUUCAGCAUUGCACUGUGGCUGGCUGACCACUACUACUGGUACGCCCUCUGCAUCUUCCUCAUCUCCACCGUCUCCAUCUGCCUGUCACUGUACAAGACCAGAAAGCAAAGCACAACCCUGAGGGACAUGGUCAAGCUGUCUGUGCGGAUGCGAGUAUGCCGGCCUGGGGGAGCGGAGGAAUGGGUCGACUCCAGUGAUCUGGUGCCUGGAGACUGUCUGGUGCUGCCCCACAAGGGUGGCCUGAUGCCCUGUGAUGCUGCCCUGGUAACUGGCGAGUGUGUGGUCAAUGAGAGCUCUCUGACAGGGGAGAGUGUCCCAGUGCUGAAGACAGCCCUACCAGAGGGGCCCAGAUCCUACUGCCCAGAGACCCAUCGGCGGCACACACUCUUCUGUGGGACCCUCGUCCUGCAGGCCCGGGCCUGCGUGGGGCCCCAGGUCCUGGCGGUGGUGACACGGACAGGGUUCUGCACGGCUAAAGGGGGCCUGGUGAGCUCGAUCCUGCAUCCCCGGCCCAUCAGCUUCAAGUUCUACACACACAGCAUGAAGUUUGUGGCUGCUCUCUCUGUCCUGGCUCUAUGUGGCACUGUUUACAGCAUCUUCAUUCUCUACCGAAACCGGGUGCCUCUGAACGAGAUCGUGAUCCGGGCUCUGGACCUGGUGACUGUGGUGGUGCCACCUGCCCUGCCAGCCGCCAUGACUGUGUGCACCCUCUAUGCCCAGAACCGGCUGCAGACCCAGGGCAUCUUCUGCGUCCACCCGCUGCGCAUCAACCUGGGGGGCAAGCUGCGGCUGGUGUGCUUUGACAAGACAGGCACCCUCACAGAAGAUGGCUUGGAUGUGAUGGGAGUGGUACCCUUGAAGGGGCAGGUGUUCCUGCCGCUCAUCCCAGAACCCCGCCACCUGCCCAUGGGGCCUCUGCUCCGAGCACUGGCCACCUGCCAUGCCCUCAGCCGACUACGGGACACACCGGUGGGUGACCCCAUGGACCUCAAGAUGGUGGAGUCUACUGGCUGGAUCCUAGAGGAAGGGCCGGCUGCAGACUUGGCACCCAGGAAUCAGGUGUUGGCAGUGAUGCGACCCCCACCUCGGGAGCCCCAGCUUCCUGAAAUGGAGGAACCCUUGGUACCAGUCAGUGUCCUCUGCCGCUUCCCCUUCUCUUCUGCCCUGCAGCGUAUGGACGUGGUGGUGACAUGGCCAGAGGCCACCCAGCCCGAGGCCUACGUCAAGGGCUCUCCGGAGCUGGUAGCCAGCCUCUGCAGCCCUGAGUCAGUGCCCAGCGACUUCGCCCAGGUGCUGCAGAGCUACACCGCUGCCGGCUACCGUGUUGUGGCCCUAGCUGGCAAGCCACUGCCCAUUGUACCCACCCUGGAGGCCGCCCAGCAGCUGACAAGGGCCACUGUGGAGCAGGAGCUGAGCCUCUUGGGGCUGCUGGUCAUGAGGAACCUGCUGAAGCCACAGACAACACCCGUUAUCCAGGCUCUGAGGAGGACUGAUAUCCGCACUGUCAUGGUGACAGGGGACAACCUGCAGACGGCAAUCACGGUGGCCCAGGGCUGCGGUAUGGUGGGCCCCCAGGAGCGUCUGGUCGUUGUCCAUGCCACCCACCCUGAGCAGGGACAGCCUGCCUCCCUUGAGUUCCUGCCAGUGGAGUCCUCUGCAGCCAUGAAUGGGACUAAGAGUCCUGUCCAGGCCGCAAGCUACACUAUGGAGCCACAGCCCCAGUCCAGCCACCUGGCACUCAGUGGGUCCACCUUUGGUGUCCUUAGGAAGUACUUCCCCAAGCUGUUGCCCAAGGUCCUGGUCCAGGGCACUGUCUUUGCCCGCAUGGCCCCUGAGCAGAAGACAGAGCUGGUGUGCGAGCUGCAGAAGCUCCAGUACUGCGUGGGCAUGUGUGGGGACGGUGCCAAUGACUGCGGGGCCCUGAAGGCGGCCGAUGUGGGCAUCUCGCUGUCACAGGCUGAGGCCUCAGUGGUCUCGCCAUUCACCUCCAACAUGGCCAGCAUUGAGUGUGUGCCCAUGGUCAUCAGGGAAGGUCGCUGUUCUCUAGACACAUCAUUCAGUGUCUUCAAGUACAUGGCCCUGUAUAGCCUGACCCAGUUCAUCUCGGUCCUGAUCCUCUACACGAUCAAUACCAACCUGGGUGAUGUGCAGUUCCUGGCCAUCGACCUGGUCAUCACCACCACGGUCGCAGUGCUCAUGAGCCGCACGGGGCCUGCACUAGCACUAGGGCGAGCACGGCCACCUGGGGCGCUGCUCAGUGUGCCAGUGCUGGGCAGCCUGCUGCUGCAGGUAGCCCUGGUGGCCAGUGUUCAGGUGGGGGGCUACUUCCUGGCUGUAACCCAGCCCUGGUUUGUGCCUCUGAACAAGACGGUGCCAGCACCUGACAACCUGCCCAACUACGAGAACACAGUUGUCUUCUCUCUGUCCAGCUUCCAGUACCUCAUUCUGGCCGUGGCUGUGUCCAAGGGGGCGCCCUUCCGCCGGCCAGUCUAUACCAACGGGGCCGCUAGGGCUGAGGAACAUCGAGGACACCUGCUUCAAGCUGCUGCUUCUGGGCAUGGUCGCCUCGAACCUUGUGGGAGCCUUCUUGCUGGAGAGCAUGCUGGACCAGUGCCUGCCCCCUUGCCUGCGGUGGCUCCGGCCCAAGCGAGCCUCCAAGAAGCGCUUCAAGCAGCUGGAGCAGGAGCUUGCAGAGGAGCCCUGGCCACCACUGCCCACAGGCCCCAUGAGGUAGCGCAGGCCUUGGGGCACACUGGACACUGCAUCUUCCUGCCUCUGAGCCGCGACUGGAGUUGUCUCUGGAGACCGCCAUCACCUCCCAUGGCCCCGUGGCUGGCUGUUCUCACACUCCUGCCCUGAGACUGCUUGGCCCAGCCCUUCCCACUCCCACCCUGGGGAAGAGUUGACUGUUGUCCCCACUUUAGACAGUCCCAUGUAGAGAUAGCAGCCACCAACUCCGCUUGGAACUGCUGUCCGUGUAGCAAAUAAAGUGGUGAUAUUUUCCUGGCUUACCAUGCCUGUCCACAUCUGGGCACUGAGCAAUUUGGACCUCCCCACACCUCCUAGGGGCCAGCUGGCAUGAAUGCUCCUGGCAGUCCUGAUUUUUCAGAUCACACUGGGUUAUUCCCCUCUUUGGGCCUCCACUUCCUCCUCUGACAAUAUUUCCUGCACGCUGUAUAGUAUCUUAAACGUACAGUCAUUUAGUGCCGGCACUAUCCCCACUUCAUGGUUAAGGACACUGAGGCCUAGAGGUCACACCAGCAGCCAGCAGUGGGGCCGGUCGCUCUGUCUUCAGCUUCACUAUUAGCCCUCCUGCCUCCCUGGGGGAGGAGGUGCAACCAGUUUGCCUCAGGCCUGCAAGAGAGUGCCAGUGUGCCCGAGCCUCUGCUCUCUCCCUCUGGCUGCCGCAUCCUCAGCUGUUUGUGGUCUGGUUCUUCCCUCAGAUAAAAUGCAGGCUCUGAGCCCAGGUCUCCCAGCCAGACCUACAUACACUGCCUCUUGGGAAGGGUGGGUGCAUCUGACCUCAUCCCAUCAGUGGGCCACCAGCCAAGCCCCUCUGCUCUGGAGAUGUAACUUGGCCUGCCUCCCCGGGCAGGGAAGGACAGAAAAGAGAGGCUGUUUUCUGCCUCCCAAGCCCCAGACAACCUCAUUACUGGAAGCCUGAUACAGUCCCUAGACUGCCAUGGUCGGAGCACAGGAAAUGUUGAGUCAAGCUGGGUAGAAGGGGUGGGGCUGUGCAAAGGUAGUGUGUGACAUCAGGCAUAUCCCGGUGCGGACCUGCAUUAGAUACUGUGACAGCCAGUGACAGGUCAGGGUGGUAAAUGCUGUUUAAGUGGAGCAUGUUACAGUGGACAUAGGUCUGGGUUCAAAUCCCUCCUUUACCCUUAGCAGACCACCCAUGAAUCCAUUGGGCAGGCUGUGCCCAGGCUUAGGGGACACAGCAGUGAACAAAUGUCUCACCCAGUGGUAGCUCCUAACCCAACAUGGGGCUAGUUGGGUGGACAAAUGCCAAGGGCACAGUUGGAAAAGAGCAACCACAUAACUCCUCCCCAACAGCUACAGCUCUGCUUGGGUCCUUAGGGCCAGAAAUGUGGGCAGAACAGCAGAGAGGAUCCCAGAACCAGGACAAGAGUUAAGGCAGCUUUGGGUCUCAGUCUCCCCUUCUGUCAGCCACAGGAGACAGCAUUUCUGCUGGGUGGUUUAUCCUCCUGCCCCAGUGGGAUUGGCUCAUGAAGGGCUGAGGGCAGGCUGGGUUGCCCCAGUCCACUGCUGGCUGGACUGAAGGGAGAGUGGGGAGGAGAGGGAUAUUCAUUUGUUUGACAAACCAGCACUGGGGGACAAAUGCAAAGCACAUAUUUCGUCUUGUGGGGAGCAGCAGACAGGCCC